AUGGAAGAUCUACUCAUUCAGAUAUCGAAAGAUGCAGCAAAUGCAAAAUUAAAUAAUUUGAGUCAGUCAGCAACUGAAGCAUAUGGUAGCGUUUUACACUGAUUUUAAUUGAAACUGCUUGAUAAUUUAUAAUUGCAUAUCUACCUAUUCAACUUAGAUACUAAUAUAAAUUAUUACCUAAACUGAGGAAUUAAUACUCUUUCUAGAAAAUAUAUAAUUCAAUUUAGUUUUUAUUUAUGUUUAUAGUGUUUUUAGACAAACAACAAGGAACCUUGCGUGAUCCAGCCCAUGAAUUAAGAGCUAAAUGUUUAAAUGUUUUUAAACAAGCAUUUGAAUCUAGAAAAAGUAAAUUAGUAGCACAUGCCCUGUGUGGAUUAAACGUAAGAAAUUUACUUAACCGAAACACUUAAUUAAUAAAGAUUAAAAAAAUAUUGAUUAUUAUCAAUAUAAUAUUAAUUAUGUCUAGAAAAUUCUAAGAGAUGAUCGAUUUCAAUCAAAUUUUGAACCUGAAGAUGAUUCAUUAUGGUUGCCAUCACAAAUUUUGUAUACAAUCAACUCAAUAUUAACACAAUCUGAUGACACACAAAUAGAUAUGUUAAAGGUGAUUUUACACUUGUUAUGUAAACACAAAAAUUAAAUAAAAAUUGAUUUUCAGGUGUUUUUAAAUGUUGCUUGUUCUUCAUAUUGGACAAUGAAUGGACGUAUAAUAAUACAGAUACUCACAUUAUCUUGUGAAGUAUAUGAAAAUGGGAACCAAGGAAUUCGAUCUGCUGCUCAAGCAGCUGUCAGUCAGACACUACGAUAUUUUUGCAAUUUUCUUGGUAAUAGAUAUGAACAACAUAAUAAUUAAACUAAUGAUCCCUGCAUCAAUUGAAAUAGUUUUUAGUGGACAAAUUUUUUAUUUAAAGUUAUCUCGUUUUUUAUUAAAUUUCUUACUUAACCAUAUUUAGUUCUAAUAUAAAAUUUAAAUUUAUUGUUUUAUUUAUAGUGGGUUAGUGAUCUUGAAAGUGAUAGGGCCUAGAACUUAGUAUAACUAUGAUCUUAUCUAUAUUCCUCCCAAUUUGUGCCAUUUAUUCCCAUGUAAAUUAGUAAGGAUAUAUGUAACUGGAUGUGUUAAGUCAGAAUACAGUUUACUUAUCUUGUGGGUCAAAUUUUAGUCAUAUAUUUAAUCCCAUUAAAUAUUUAACUCUGGCAUUAUAUAAUAUUUGAUGGAUUAAUAAUUUCAAACUGAUCAAAAAUAUUUGUAGAUGAAGAAUGUGAAGAAGUAAAUAAAAUGAAAGAUAAUGGUGCUGGUGGAGUAUUAUGUUUUAAUGAAGUACUACCAAUCAUGCAAUUCAUUGUUAGUAAAAUAGAUGAGACUCAAAAGUAAAUAUACUACAAACAUUUAUUAUGUUUAAAGUUUGAAUUCAAAUUAUAUAUUGUAUGUCUAUAGUGGCGACCGUUGUAGCCAAGCUGUUGUAUUUUAUCUUGAGUGUCUUCAUACUCUUGUUGCCAGCUUACCUCAAAAAGUGCACGACAAUCGUCACUUCACUAUGUUUUUAUGGCAACGACUAUGUCCAGCUAUCAUAGCUUUUUUAGGGUCUCCUCGAGUUGACAAAAAAAUAGUGUCAAGAGAUGAUGAUAAUACCACUAAGUUAGGCAGAGGCUCUGGUGUUUUAGGAAGUGCGCCUAGCUUUAACAGUCAUCAAUCUAAAAUAAUAUACAGGUAAUAAUGGCAAAAGUACUAUUUCUUAUACUAACCUUUUACUUUUUAGCUUAAUAAACUUACAUGCUUAUUACUAACAAUUAUUAUAACAUAACUAAUACAAGGCAUGUUAUUUUAGUAUUGGAAGUCAAUUAGUGAGAUUGGUUGGAUGUGUAAGUUCUCUUAGGCCGGUUUUAGAAUCGGUCUAUCAUAGAAUGCUUUUAUAUCCACCACCUAUCUAUAGGAUAGAUGCUUUGAAAGCUUUAAAAGAGGUAAAUAUUUAGCUUUAUUAGGAAAAUUAAUUAACUUUAAUUUAUACAAAUAAAAGUAGCUUUAUAAAUUGUAAUGAAAUGAAAAUGAAUGAUAACACUAGACAUUUGAUCUUAAUUAAACUUAAAGACAAAUUCAAAUCCGUUUUCAGAAUUCUUAUGACAUUACUAUAACAAUCAGUAUAUCUAAAAACCUAUGUCGAGAAUUUGUUGGUUGUCUAAUUAAACCAAAUGUAACCUGUAUAAUAUUUGUUAUUUGGAUAUUAUUAAUUUUCAAAUAUACUAACUGUUUUAAACAUUUUAAUUUAAAAAAAAAAAACCAUCAACUGUGUUAAAUAAUAAUCGCUAUUUUUAUUAAUUUCAUAUUCUAAACAAAAUAUUCCUCUGAAAUUGUUGAUUUACAAUAUAAAAAUUUAAACAAAUUAUAAUAUUAAAUUCUAAACCAUUCAUUGAUUAUUUUUUAUACUCUAUGAGUAUUUAAAGUUUCAAUAAAAAAAGCAAAAGGAUAGGGAAUUAAUUAUAAAGUAAGGUUUAAAUAUUAAAAUAACAAAAAUACUAAGUAGCUUUGCCUUUAAAUUCUUUUAACUAUGCAAUUAUAAUUGUUUAUUUAUUUUUAUGAUUUUAAUAAGGAAUUACUUAUUUAAACAUUUUAUUUUGGUUUCAGUUAUUGAGUAGUCCAAAUAGGAUUGUUGAUUUUGCUGGACCAAUACUUGUUGAAGAUGAUAAGAUAUGUCAACAAAGUGACAUGGCAUUAACUCGUUUGUUAGUAUUUAAUAAAAUUUAUAUUGUUUUAAAUAUUUUGUUAUGUAUUUUUAUUUUAUUUUAGAGUGAUGGAUUCUAUUGAAGAAUGUUCUAAAUGCAUGGAUUGGGAUAUUAUAUCUAUAAGUGUUUCAUGUAUACUUUCUUUGCUUUCAACCCUUCUUGAUCUAUCUACUGGAAAAGGGAUCAAUGAUAUUUACACUGAUAAGAUAAAUGAAACAUUUCCGUCAUUAGACAGUUGUGAUUAUACAGGGCCUUUAACUUAUGAGUCUAUGAUGCGAUUACCAAAUAUCUAUAGAGAACAAUUAUCAUCUUCAGAUACAUCUAUUGGAAAUAGGAGUCGUAUAAAUAGUACAAGUAGUAGUAGUGGAGUACCAAGUAGUGGUAAUACAGAAGGUCCUGAAGGAGGAUAUCAAAAUGAUCCGCAGGUAAUUCAAUAUGAUAUUUUACUUCUUGAAUACAUUUUUUGAAAAAAUGAUGCAUUCUAUAUACCUAUUUAUUUUAAUUAUUUCAAUUGUUCAGAUUUUCAAAUAAUAAAAUAUCUUAAUUCUUCAAAUUUGAUUUAUCCAAUGUUUUUUUAAAUUUUAGAUUGAUGAAAUGGAAGCAGUAGCUGAAAAAAACUUGAAAGAAGAAGCAUUUCGUUUACAAUUAGUGACAAAAAAGCUGAGUACACUCAAUGUUAUUCAGGUGACUCCAGUAAGUUUUAUUAAAUAUAUCAAAAAUGAGAUAUGUAUAGAAAAAAUACAUUAUUUUUUUAAAUUUUAAAUUUAUUUACAUUGGUCCUUUUAAAACCAAACCACAACUUUAUACACAAUGUUAUGUAUACAGUUUUUUAAAAUUAGUUAUAAAACAAAAUAUUUUUUAAAAAACUUAUUCUUAAGAUUUAAUUUUUUAAUUUUAAAAUAAUAGUUUCUAAUCAUAUUUAAUAAUGAAGUGAAUCAUAAAUAAUCAAGUGAAUUAUUAAUAAUUCUAAUAACUUUUAGAUUAUGACCAUAAUCAUUUAUAAGCAUUCUAGUAUGUGUUUUAGUACUUAAGAAGUAUUCCUCCAUUUGUGAUUGGUCCAUUUCAAUUGUGCUUGUAUGUAGAAGUGUAAUAUUGUGUUACUCUUUCGUUGAGGAUAUUGAUAGUAUGAUAAAACAUUAAUAGUGACUCAAUAGAUUAACACAGUAUCUAUAAAUCACUUAUAUUGGUUCAAUACACAGAUGAUCAAAGAAUAAUUAUUACAUUAUUUUCUUUUUCAUGAUUUUCUUUCUGUGAUUUAUCUAACACAGUUUUACAUAAUAAAUCAUGGGUUAUUUUAAACUAAGUGUUCAUAUGAAAUUGCGGAGUGGGGGUAGCCAAGUCCUACAGACUAAUCAAUUUCACAUUGAUAACAGUUAUACUUUCUCAAGUACACGAUAAAACAUAAACUAGGUAAAUUUGAAUCAACCAACCGGAAUUCACCUGGUGCUGAAGUUUAUCCAAAAAUGUUAUUAUACGACUAUCAGACAUUUUUAUUUUUUACAAUGAUGUGUACCUUUUUAAUUUCUUCUUUGGUUAAACUAAUUCUUUAAAAGUUUCAUUCAGCACAUUAAUACAUAGAAAAUUGAAUUUCAAUGAUGUUUUAUUCUUCUAUUUUAGUACUGACUAUUAUCAAUGAUCAUUGAUUAAAUACUUUAAAAAAUACUGAUAAAGUGUAAUAAAACAAGUUGCUUACAGUUGCUUUAAUUUUAAAAAAAAUAUGAUCCAACACUCAAAAUAUGAAUUCUUUGAAUGAAAUAUAGUUUUUAUUUUUAAUAAUAUGUUUAGAUUUCAUUUUCUAGUUUUAUUUUUACUUAGGAUGUUAUAUCCGCAUCUACUGUCUCAGUAUAACUACCGGAUAACAUGCAAAAUCAAUACUUACGUAGAAUAAGUAAAACUGACUUAAUUUUGAAUUUAAAAUAAAAGUACCGUUUAUGAAAUUCAUAGAGAACAAUAUUUUGGAGAGAAUGUCUUAGGGUUUUUGUAUUCAAAAUAUACAGCUCGAUAUAAAAGAUACAAAAACAUUUUUUUUUUUUAAUAGUUCAUAAUUCAAAAAACACCUUCCAAUGAUAUUCCCUCCAAAAUAUUAUUCUCUUUUAAUUUAACGAUUGGUAAUUUUACUCUAAUAUCAAAAUUAACUUAUUUUGUGUAAGCGUUAUUUUUUAUAUGUUACCUUGUAGUUGGACUGGGACUGUAGAUGCUGAUAUAACAUUAUCUUAAAGUAUAAACACAAUUGAUGAUUUUAAUAUUAAUAAUAGGUAUAUAAUGUUUUAUAUUUUCAGGAGUCUGUCGAAUUAUUGGACUUGGAAAAAAAAAAUGCUGGCAAUUUUAUUCAAACUCUUGUUAGUUUUUUGCCAACAUUAUUACCACUUCGAAGUACAUUACAAGUAGAUGAAGAGAUUCAAAGAUUUUCUUCGAGUUUUUGUGAAGGUUAUAUUUUUUAUUGAAAAGUUUACUCUUAAUAAUACAUAUGAAUGAUAUUACAGUUUUUAAGUAUAUCAUUAAGUGAAAAGUCUACCAUUUUAAUACAAAAUAUAGGUUUAUUACAUUAUUAUAUUAUAUAUUAUACUUCAAUUUAGAAUAAAGUAAAUUAAUUUAAUUAAACAGAUACCUUUGAGAUUAAGAUUUGAAUCUAUGAAAACUCUGACAUAAUUUUUAUAUUUUAUACUAAUAUAAAAUAAUUCAUUGUUUUAAAAAUUUUAUUUCAGAUAUUAUUAAACAAGAAAAUAAAAAAUAUAGUUCAAUCAUUAUAAAUGCAGAUGGUGUUUACAUAGCAACUUUUAUGUCAUUAUAUCUAAAUUUAAAGUUAAUUAAUCAGAACUAUUAUGAUGAUGAUUCGUCUGUACUUCCCAUUAUGUCUGAAGUAAGUUUAAACAAAUUUAAUGACACAAAAUUAAAACUUUAAAGCAGAAAAAACUAUUAAACUUAUUGAAGUGUUAUAUUUCCUAAGAUUCAAUUUCAUUUUAUUUAUGAUUAUUUUUAUGUUCUUAUUGUUAUUGAAAACGUUUUAAUGGUGAUAAUUUUAUUCAUUAGGUCAUGAAUUUAUUUUAAUAAUGAUUUUGCCAAAAAAACUAUUUUAUGCACUUAAAGGUUUUUGUUUUAUAUUUAUUUAAGUUACAAUUAUCAUUGAGUGGGUUAUUCUACAGGAUCAAUUUGUUGAAGAAAUAUACAGCAGUGGCAUGUUAAUGUAUGUAUCUAGAAGUUGGUUAUCUGAGCUCUAUCAACAUGUUCUUGUUACUAAUAUUUUGGUAUUAUCCGGUUACAAGACUCAAGCUACUGGUCAUUUGGCGCUAAUAGAUCUAUUAACAGGUUCUUAUAGGGUUUAACAUUUUUUUUGUAUGGUUUUUUGGCUUGAAGAUUCGAUAAGCAUUUAUAUUAUUUUAGCUUUUUUAUGUUUGUUAUGCUUUCUUUUGUUUGGUUAUUUUAUUUAUUACUUCAAUAAAUUAUUUGGAAUACAUAUUUUGUGUUUAUAUUUUUCUAAGUAUUUUCUGAGAGUUUCUUUGUUUUAUUUUUAUUGCAAUGUAAUAAAAAAUAAUAUUUAGUUUGUUUUUAAUUACAAAAUUGAUUUAAGUAGUCUAAUUUUACUUUUAAGUAUACGUUUUUAAAUAACUUCCUAUAUCAAAAUAAAAAUCAAUUUUUUUUGAAAAAUUUAAUGUCCAUUUAUUAUAUUUUUAUUUUAUUUAUAAAAUUGUUAAAAAUUAAAAAUGAUCUGGUGGAGUGUACAUGUAGAUAAAAAUGUUUAUUAUAUUUCAUGGUUAUUUAAAAGUUAUAAAAAAUUAUUCUAAACAAAAAAUGUUUACUGUAAACUCAAAUUUUUACUCUAAACAUAGCUUCCAAUAAUAUUAUUCAAGAACACUGUUAAACUAUUUAAGUAAUCCACACAUAGACAUGUGACACUAUAAUUUCUGUUGGUUAAAUAAACAUUUAUAAUUUCAAUAAUUAAAAAAUAAUUCUAAAGAAGUGUGAAUAUAUUUACUAAUCAAUAAACUAAUUAGCCUUGAAUUUUCUUUUCAUAUUUGUUGUAAUUUAUUCAACUCCAAUUUUUGGGUAUUUAAUUACAACUAAUAAUCAUUACAAUUAUAAAAAGUAAUGUAAACUAUUAUCAUUUGUUAAAUUUAGUUUUAUUAAAAAAAAAUGUGGUACAAAAUUGAAUAUAUUUUUUUUUUCACUGGCAUAAGUUCUUUAAAUACUAUUCUAAUAGUUUUUUUUUUUUUUUUUUGUUAAAUAGCACUUUAAACAAUACAAUUUUACUACUUAUUAAUACUAUAAUAAUAUUUGUAUUACACAUAAUAGCCUGUAUUAAAUAUUUUAACAUAUUUUUUUUUUUUACAUACAUUUUCAGAUUUCUUGUAAUAUUUUAUUUUAUUCAAAUGUUUGUUAAUUAUAAUUUAGAUAUUGAUGGUUAUAGUUCUGAAAAUAAACUUAAUUGGUUGCUGUCUGAUUGUCUUCGUUUAGAAAGAACAGUUUGUAGAUCUGAAACGAGUCCUGAUAUUGAUGCAGGUAAUUUGAAUUGAAAUAUGUACUGUUCAAAAAUACAUUUUAAUUUAACAUUAAAGAAAAAAAAGAUAUUGACAAUGUACUUAAAUAAGUACAAGCAAGUUAUUUAUUUAUUUUUUUGUUAAUUAGGUAUAAAAUUAAGUAGAAGAAUAGUUACUUGUUGCUGGGAUACUAUGAUGAGUGUUUUAGCUAUUCCACUUCAAUGUGAUUCAUCAAAUGAUUCAAAAAAUACACAAGUUAAGAAGAUGUUACGUAAUGAACUUAACAAAGAUUCUAUUCGUCAAAUGUCUGUGCAGCAUAGUUUGGAUGCUUUACAAAAAGCAGCUACUCUUGCAAAUAUUUUAGGUAUGUAAGUUAAAAAACUUUAACAUUUACAUUAACUGAUUUUUUUUUUUAUUUGUCUCCAAAGUUUCCAACUUCAAUGUCAUUUAUUUUUAAAUUACUUACUCAAUAAUAUGUAUUUACUUUAUUAGGCAUGCAUACAAGUUGUGAAGGUAUAUUUUCUUUACUGGUUAAAGCUUCUUGUGCUCAGAAUGGUAAUCUUAAUUGGUUUUCUGGGAUAUUGAAAAAACAACCAAAGUUAAUAACUUCACAUGUUUUAAGUAUGGACGUGAUGCUUUCACGGGGUUUAGAAUUUGGAUGUCAUGGUCAAGAAUGCUGGCCACAUAUUUUUAAGUAGAUUAUUUAUUUAUAUAUUGAUUAAAAAUUAUUACAUUUUGAAUUUUAAUUUAACAGUUGUGCAUUAUAUGUUGGAUACUUGGAACAAGUAUUUUUUCGACAAACACAUUCUUCCGUUACUGCUUUAAAAAUGGUUAAGCCUAAAUUAUUAAACACUGAUAACUUAAACAAAAGUUUUGGUACUUCCAUAGAUAGUGAUGAAGAAGUUUGGUAAGAAAAUUUGUAUCAUACUAGUUUGUAAAUUAAAUAAUUGUAUGCAUAUUUUUGCUUUAUUUAAGUAUCUAAAAACAAAUAUUAGUUAAUAUAUAUUUUUAGGUACAAUGUUAUGUUUUUAUGUUUAUUUUAUAAUUUUAUAUUUAAUUAAAAUAUAUUUAAGAUUUAUUUAUUUAUACAGCUAUAUCACUAUCUAUAUUUAAUCAAAUAAAUAUCGUAUUUUUUUUUUUUAAAUAAAAAAAAACAACUUUCAGCUAUAACCAAAUAUUAAAUUAGGAACAAAAAAUGAUUAUUAUUAUAAAUGUAAUUAUUUUAUUUUUGUUUAGUAUGGAUGUAUAUAGUUUUUUGUCUUCGCCAACUUCUCCUAAUAAUUCAACAGAAACUAUAUCGACUUUAGUAAACAAGAGUAGAGCAGAUAUUGAAAACAAUGGAGUAUUAAACCAAGAAUAUGCUGCCCGAGUUGUAUGCAUUUUAUCUCAAUAUGUUGAUAGGUAAUUAUUAAAAUGUAUAAUUGUAAUUGUUUAAUUUCGAUCUAAUUAAUCUAUUUUAUAGAUUAUUUGAAGAUGCUGCAUUAAAAUUGAAUCUGCGAGCGUUAGCUGAAUUUGUGAGCAGUUUAUGUAAAACCAUUCACCAUGAAUUGUUUGAAACGCCAGAUCAAAAGAAAUCUAAAUCAAAUAAUAAUACUAAUAAUGUUACUCUUUUAACUAGAUUAUCUCGUUUAAUGUUACGAUGCAUUAAAAGUGGCCGUCCAUUGUUUCAUAUGAUGAAAAUAUGGUCAAUUGUUUUGCCAAGUUUGAUGGAAGUAAAUAUAUUUUAUGUUAUAAUUGUAUAUUUUGAUUUGAAAUUUAAAAUUUGAUUUUAGGUAUCAUGUCACAAAGAUUUGGCAUUAUCUAAACAAGCUAUAGUUUCUAUUCAUGAUACUGUUUUAUCUUUUCUUAAUGAUCAACCUGAACUUCCUAAUUUUCAUAUCAAUGAAUCACUAUUUAAGCCUUUUGAAAAUCUUUUGUGUUUAGAAUUAUGCGAUGUAGAAAUUCAAGAUCAAGUAAAAUAUUUUACUAUUUAAUUAUUUACACUACACAUUUAUGUUGAACAAUUACUAAAUGUUUUUUAUGAUUUCAUUGACAGAUUGUCAGUUCUUUGUGCGAAUUUGUCGAAGCUAAUCGCUCAGAUAUUAGGUCUGGUUGGCGACCUUUGUUUGGUGCUCUCAAAGUAGUCAAUAGUAGUCAUUUAUCAUCCCUUUUAGAAGUAUUCAGAGUUUUUCUUAAUACAGAUGACACAUUAGCAUUUUCAAAUGCAGCCGUUGAUUGUAUAGCAUGUCUUAUUAAACAUGUUAGAGGAACUAGUAAGCAUAUAUUAUAGUUUAUAUCUAAAUAAUAUGAUAUUGAAAUUACCGAGUUAUUUCAUUGAUUUAUUAGAUUUUGAUAAUUCUGAUGCUGAUACUAAAUUAGAAUUAUGCAAAGCGGCUCUUAAUCAUUUACAACAUUGUAGUUUAAUUUUAAGAUCAAUGUAUAUUAUGCCAGCUUGUCCAAAAUUCCAUUUACCAAAUCGGUAAAGUAUUACAUUUUUUUUUUAAACUUAUGAUUUACUUUAUAUAAUGUAAUUAGAUACUAUUUUUGAGUUAAGGACAACUUGUUCUCAAUAUUACAAAUAUAAUAACUAAAUUAUUUGAAAUAAUUAUUUUUUUGAGAAUGUAAAUAUUACUUUUAUUAAUUACAAAGUAUUUUAUUUAGAAAACAUGUCUUUACUUUGGUUGAUAAUGAUGUACUUGAACUGCAAAAUAUUCAAAAUGAAAACUAUAAACAACUAUCUAUUGACGAAUUAAAAGCUGAAGCUAUAGUUUUAGAAGAAAUUGAUCAACCGUGUGGCAUAUUAAGAGUAUGGUACUGCAUUGUUGAAGGACUUUGUACUGCUAUAACUGGUACAACUGCUAUAUAUCAGAGGCAAAGUCUUGAGUUACUCUUGGACAUAAUACGGUCAUUUUCAGAAACACCAGGUUAUAAUUUUUUUUAAGCACAAAUAUUAGUCUUAAUAAUAAAUAACAAUGAACACAUUACAGGAUUUAUAUUUGGUUGUUUUUGUAUUAAUCGACUACUUCUUCCUACCAUACAAACAUGGGCACGAAAAAUGAUAUUGACACAAGACUUUAGUGAUUUACCUAAUUUCAAACAAUUGUGUGGAAAUUCAACUGAUUUAAUAGUUAACUACUUUAAAAUAGACAAAAAUUAUAAGCCACAAUUUGAAAAAGAAAUAACACUUAUGAUGAAACAGUUAUUAUUCAUAUUAAAUGAAUUUUGUGUUCAAACAGUAGAGAACAUUGUCCGAUUAGGAUGUGCUUGUUUGAGACAUUUUGUUUUGGGAGCUGGAGAUAAUUUUACUACACGACAAUGGGAUCUGAUCAGUUUCAGUUUACAUAGAGCUUGUGCUAUGUCUCUGCAUCCAUUAACGAGAGUGUCAAUGACUUAUAGUCCAUUUUCAGAUAGUUUUUAUGGUGAUUUAGCAGCUGGAAUAAAAGUGGCUGCUAGAAGAGAUAGUACUGUAGAUGAUAAUUUACAUUUAAAGCAAUUAUCUCAACAAGUAAGAUUUGAUAUUUUGCAGAAAAAAAUAUAUUAUGUUAUAUAUGAAAAAGAAAACUGCAAACAUCAAUCAUAUAAUAACAGAUAAAUGUUAAAUAAAACAAAAAUAUUAAAAUACCUUAUUUUUAUUAAUAUAAUAGUAUUUUCUCCUUGAAACCACCAUUACAGACAGUAAUAUCACGUGUGAGGGUUCAAUUUUUUUUUUUUUGUUUAUUCUACUUUGUCAAACUCCUCUCACACAACUAAAGGUUAAAUUUAAACUCUUGGUUAAAUAAUAAUAAUUUUUUUUUUUUCAAUAUUUUUUGGUUUUCUUUUGAUAUAUGUUAGAAAGUUGUGAAAGUAAAUUGAAAAACAAUAAAACAAAAAUCUUUUUGGUCUGUAAGGGAUUAUUUUAUAAUGAUAAUCUUCUUAUUAUUAAAAUAAAAGUCAAAUGAUAACUAAAACAUCUUUUUAAUAAAAAAAAAAAAAAAAACUAUUUUUUGUGGGCAUAAAGAUGUAAAUAAAUGUUUUAUUAUUAUCUAAUUUUACAAGGAUCACAAAAACAAUUAUACUAUUUAACAUUGUUUUAUUAUAUUCAUAACAUCCUUAUAAAAAGUAUACUAAAUAAAGUGUUGUAUAACUUCACCUAACCUAGCAUGUAUAUAAAAUAAUAAAUUACUUUUUGAUAAACAUUUGAUUGGCAUUUUUAAAUUCUGCUUAAAAUAUAAUUAUUAUGUUAUACAAAUUUAAUUACAACGUGUUUUAGGUUUUUCUGUUAGACCAUCAAAGAGUUAAAAGUGAUACAAUUAUUGAUGAUGAAAGAAGUUUUAUAUUUUUAUUAUGUCAUCACUGGUGUAAUUCAGAAAUAGAUGAUCAAUGGCAAAAAAUACCAGAACGUGUUCCCUACAAAAAUAUAGUUCUUGGAUUAUUUGUAAAUGAGAUGUUAUUACAAAUGAUUGGGAAUGUGUUAGUAAAGGGUACCAACAAGGGUAUUCCAAGGUAUUUAUUUGAAAAUUUGUGUCUCUUUUUAUAUUACAAUAAAAAAUAAUUUUUUCUAGUUUAGCAAAUAUUCUUCUUCAUUCAUCGUUAAUGACGCCUAUGGACGAAAAUUCAUCCAAAACACUUGACCACCCUAUGCCUGGUUACUUGUCCUCACUCACCAAUUCUCAAAUUCACACAUUUAUUUCAUGUUUGAAUAUGACUUAUAGUAUGUCUUGGGAAUUUGAUUCUAGACCCGGUUUAAAAUUCCUAAUCCAAAAAGUCGCCGGUUUAGAGAAAGCAGCUAAUCUAUACAAACAGGCUGGAGGAGCUUGGACUCUUGCCUUAGUUGCGCUCUUUGAGAUAUGUUUAUAUCACACAUCUCUCUUAAAUUCUGAUCAGAUUAGAAUCAUUGUAGAUAAAAAGUCGCCUACUAAUGACACUGAAAGUUUUAUUCUCGAACUCAAACGUAUAUUUGACGACGCCUGUCAAAAGUAUGUUGAAAUAGUGAUGGAUAAAAGUGGUACACACUGUGCUAUUGAUAGAGCAGGAGAUAAACCAGUGUUCUUCUUUGUAGCACAAAAUGAUGAUAUUUUUGAAACAAAUGAGAAACCUACUGCAUUCAAGUUUGAAGAUUUUAAAAAAAUAUAUCCUGAUGCUCCAUUAACAUCAAAAAAUGAAGAAAGCGGUAGUGAUGAUGAUAAUGAUAAUGUUGAUGAUGCUAUAUAUGCGAUAGCUAGUUGUAAAAAUUUGGAUAAUCUAAUUGAAGAAUAUAAAAAGAGGAAACACGCAAACUCUAUGCCAGGACAACCUGAUUCUGUUGAAAAAAUCGAAGAGAAUUUACCAGCAGAAAUUGAAGAACAAAGACAAACUAGUAUGAGCAAGGUAAUUUAUCAAAUUUGUUGAUAAAACUCAAAAUGUUACCAAUUUACAUGAAAUAUAAAUUAGUUAUUAAAACAUUUAAUUUGUAGGACAGUGAAGUGCAUGAGGCUGUUUGGUCAGAGAUGUUAAUAUCAGUUUUUGAUCUGUUAGCACAGCUAGAUGAUGACUCGUUCAAAUUAUUGUUACCAGUCUUAUUCAAUGGAGUUAGAAUUUUGACAGAAUCCGCUACUAGGCCUCUUCUGAAACGUACUCUUGGGGAAUUUUAUCAAAGGGUAGCUUUUAUUUUUGGAUUUGGUCCAUAGUUAUUUUAUAUUUUAUUUUCCCAUGGAAUUUUUCAAAAGUUAUUAACAUGUAUUUAGGUAAGUUUGAUUUAUUUUAAUUGUAUAUCUGUUAAUUUAUAUCAAGAAUUUUAUAGCACCAGAGACUGAAAUUCUAUCAUUCAGCUUUAACCUUUUAUUGUUCUUAAAAUAAAAUGUUAAUAUAGAUAUUUAAAUAAUAAAAUAUCUAUAAACUAUUAUAUAAAUAACAACAAUAAUAUUUAGUAGAUAUGUAGUUCAUACAUUAAUUUUACCAUUGCCAUUGAUUUAAUUGGUCAAAAAAUAAAUACAAAAAUAUAAUCAUAUAAUAUUUUUAUUUCUUUUCAUAUUAAACUUGAACAUUUUGACUUCUCCAAUAAUAUUUAUUCUCCAUUUAAGAUCUAAAAUUAAUUUAUGUAUAUUAUAGAUUUUGUUAUCUAAAUAAUUGAGUGUUCAAAAAAAAAAUAAAAAAUACUGCUUUAUGUCUUUUUGUGUGAUAAAAAUAUGUUAUAAGUCAUAACUAAUUUUUUUAAAUAAAAGCUUUAGAAAAAUGUAAAACCACCAAUAAUGGUAUACUUAAAUAUUUAAUUAAAAGAUUAUUAUAAUAAAUAUUAAAUAAUCUUUUGAGUGGUUGAUCUUACAGUUUAUACAUUUAACAACUAUAAAAAUAUUAACAAUUAAAUUAUAAAUAUAUUAUAUUUUGUAUUCUUCUUCUUCUUUCUUGGUUUCGGCCAUUCAAGACCAUACCUAGAUAAGGAUAGAUCUAUCUUAUCUAUUAUAUUAUAAUAUAAUAUUUUGUAUUAGUUACUUAAUAUUAUUUAUGAAAAAAAAAAAUGUCAUGAACUAAAUUGAAUACUAUUGACUUCUAUUAAAUAUUAAAAAUAAAAAUUUGUAUAUAAAAAUCAAACAAUUAUUGGAUAGUUAUUAUUUUGUAUGUUUUUACCAAAUAAAUUAUCAUGGACUAAAUAUUUUGUUUAAAAGAUACUAGAUUAAGAGGAUGUUUGACCGGCAUCUACUGUCUCAGUCUAACUACCAGAUAACAUGCAAAAAACCAUACUUACAGAGAAUAAGUAAAACUAGCUUAAUUUUGAUUUUAGAAUGUAAGUAUAUAUAAUGAAAUUUACAGAGAACAAUAUUUUGGAGGAAAUAGAAUUAUUAUUACUUACUAUGAUAUUAGUGUCAUAUGUUUUUUUCUAACUGUAAAAAGUUUUUGUUUUACAAACCUUUAGGAGUGGUCUGUUUUAAUUAAGUUUAAUUUUUAAUUUCAUUUAGUUGAUACAUUAGGAAAGUUAUUUUUUAUUUUUCUUUCUCUUGAUAAAGGGUGAAAACUGAAAAAAGUCAGAAAGUUCAUGGAGUAACGGAUUUUGUUAAAGCCAAUUUCGUUUUAUUGUUGUAAUCUUAUUAAAAAUAAUCGUGAUGGUUGAAGUUUUUAUUGAUUAAUUAUUUAUAUCAAGUAGGAUAUUAGUUUAUUAAAAUUAGUAAUUUCUAAAAUAAAUGACACAAUUUUCGAAAUAUUAUGGAUUUUUUGAUAUAAAUUUAAUUGCAUGCAUUUUCAAGCAUUUUUGAUUUUAUUUUAUGUGGAUACAUUUGAUUAUAAAUUCGAAAAUGGUUUACAAAAUUUCUCAUAAGUUGUUUUUAGACUAUUUAUUUAUAAAAAAAAUAUCAAAAAUUCGUAUUUAUGAUUGUUAUUUUUUUUUAUUAGUGUUAGAUAUUCAAAUGUAUGAUAAAAUGUGAAUAAUAUAAUUUAAUUUAUAAAAUAUUAAUUUUAAAUUCAUAAAAACAAAAUUAACUAAUUUAGCUUAAAAAUGGUUUUUUGUUUAAAAUAAUAGGUAAUUUAUCGUUGAAUACAGUAUAGGUAUAUAAACUAAAUUAUCCUAUUUUGGGUUAAUUUUAUUGAUUGAUCGGUUGGUAUUCCACAUUAUUUGCUUAAUACUUUAUUUAAUUUUGAUGAAUAUAAUAAAGAUAAGUUAAUUAAUAAAUUAUUAUUUUAAUUUUGAAUACUAAUAAUACUAUUCAUUUACUUUCAAUAAUAGUAUUUAACACUGUUUUACAAUUAAAUAAACAUUACCUACAUAGUAAAUUUAUUUUCUGUUUCAUCAAUCGGUGGGCAUUUUCAGCUAUGUCUUGGAUAGACAGUUGGUUUAGAACACAUUUAAUAGGAUAAAAUCGAUUUUAUUACCAUUAUACUACGUGUAUUGAAUGAGACUUAGUGAAUAAAACAGAAACAAAGAAAAUUCUUAACAAGUUUACUAUAACUAAUUGAAAAAUUAAUUUAUCGUAAAAAAUAAAUUUUUUAUUUAUAUUUUUUUUUAUUAUGUGGUUUAGUAUUUUAUUAUGUUUUAAAUAAUUUGUAAAAAUAUUUAAGAUUCUAGCACUCAUAACAAUUAUUUUACUUGCCCUGUCCAUGAUAAUAGUUCUUUUUAGACUUGGUACAAUUUACAACAUAUUCUGGUGUUUUUAAAUUAUGAAUAGCUAUUUGAAAUUUUUAAGUUUUUGUUUCUUUUAUGUGUAUAGGUACAAGCGUUGUCAUUUAUUCUUAUAAACGAUUUAAGUUCAAAUUUAUGUUAAAACUCACGUAAAGAAAAACAAUUAAUUAUUUUUUAGUUUCAAAUUAAUACAAUUUUCAAUUCAAAUUUAUCCAAACAUGUUUAACCGAACUCACCUUAGGGUCGUAUUAUGAAAAAACAAAUGCAUUUUAAGUGUACCUACAGAAUUACCUAUCGCUCACUCGGAUGAUUUUAAUCUAAUCAAAAAAUACUCCUCGAUUUAUUGCGCAAACUUUUCUACCGGAAAUCUUGCUCCCAUGUAUCAAGUGUAACCUAUUUUCUGAAAGAAAAUAUUAUCCCCGUAGUUUGGGUAGGUCAUUUUUGUGAUUUUUUAAUCGGUCUUCAUAGUAACUUGGAAAAACCGGGAUAAAAUGUCGGAAAAACAGAAAAUGUACGAAAUGUAGGUGUUAGUAAAAAAAUAUUAUGGCCCUUUUUUUUCUGUCAUAAUUUUUCUACCAGCAAUUUCGAUCCAAUUUACAAUAAUAGCACUUUUUCUGAAAGUAAAUUUGACUGGGAAGGUACUUUAGGGAGGUCAUUUUUCGAUUUUGCCAAGAGUUUUCUUAGCAAAUGUGAUAAUCCGGGAAAAAACAUGAAAAUCGAUAAAAUAUCAAUUGAAUAUUAUUAAAAAAAAUAUAUAAUGCCUAUUUAAUUAUUUUACCAUAAUUUAACAUACAUAUUUUUGACAAAGCAACACUAUCAACUGAACAACUAACAACUGAACAUUAAUAUACUUUAAAUUCCCUUCUGUAUCCUACCUUUCUAACUAGCCACUUACAACAGUGGCAGUAUGUCCGUCUUUUUUAAAUAUUUUUUUACAAUAGUAAAUUAUUA
This is a messenger RNA of Cinara cedri, 16185 nucleotides long. Lineage: Eukaryota; Metazoa; Arthropoda; Insecta; Hemiptera; Aphididae. The record is from the annotation of a GenBank genome assembly.